UAUAUAUAUAUAUAGUAAGGUAGAUAGUUACAUAUUAAGGUUACGUCACUAGCAGAUAUAAAAGCUAUAAUCAAUCUAUACGAAUUUGUUCAUAAAAUAAAAAUGGUUCGUGCGUGGUACAUGGAUAAUAGUGAUGUUGAUCAACGAUUAGAACAUCAUAAACAACCACCUGAAUAUAUUUCUAUUGAGAAUUUAUUCAAGAUAACAGGUGUUGAAUAUUUUCAGAUUAAUUAUAAAAAUUAUAAAAAUGAUAACAUAUUGACAGAAUUAAAGAAAAAACGUUGUUAUACGUACGAAGAUGAAAUAGAAUGUUCCAAGAAAUGUCUUCCAAAUUACGAAGAGAAAUUAAAAAAUUUUUUUACCGAGCAUCUUCAUACUGAUGAAGAAAUAAGGUUAAUUUUAGAUGGAUCAGGAUAUUUUGAUGUCCGAGAUAAAAAUGAUCAAUGGAUACGUAUUGAAGUUCAAGCUGGAGAUUUAAUAAUUAUUCCUAGUGGAAUAUAUCACAGAUUUACUUUGGAUAUUAACAAUUAUAUAAAAGCAAAACGUUAUUUUGUCGGAGAGCCUGUUUGGUUGCCUUAUAACAGACCAGCUGAUGAUAUGGAAUGUCGUAAAAAUUACUUAAAUCGUUUGAACCAUGGUUUUGAAGUAGAAGUUCUUUAAUUUUUACUAUAAAAUUUAUACAAAUAAUUAAUAUUUUUUUAAAGAAUAAUAUAGAAUAUCAAGUUAUAUUCAAA
This is a messenger RNA of Apis dorsata (giant honeybee), 734 nucleotides long. RefSeq names its product 1,2-dihydroxy-3-keto-5-methylthiopentene dioxygenase (gene Adi1). The transcript is spliced from 4 exons. Gene Ontology annotation, molecular function: acireductone dioxygenase [iron(II)-requiring] activity. Lineage: Eukaryota; Metazoa; Arthropoda; Insecta; Hymenoptera; Apidae. The record is from RefSeq and is a predicted model, not a curated record. The coding region runs from base 103 to 660 and encodes 185 amino acids.